AUGUUUGAUUGUGAAAGGGAAUUUAACAUUGAUCUUCAUCAAGAAGUUAUGGAUGAAAUGAAUAUGGUUCAAGGUCAAAUGGUUGAGUUAACCAAUCAUAUGAAUAGAGAUAAUACUGAACGUAUAGAAAAAGCUGAUUCUUUUGCCAGAUCAAUUCAAGCCAUGGAAAAUGAUGAAGUUGCCGUUAAUAAAGAGAAAAGCCUUCUUGCCCUUGACGUUGAAAAUGUUAAAAAGGGGGAAGGAAGCUCAAGAGGAGGUAGAAGCAGUAGUAUAAGAGGAGGUGCUUCGACAGGCACCAGGUCUAAAAGAAAAGCUGAUGUUGAUGAAGGAGGUUGUACACCAACCAAAAGAGGUGGAGGUCGAGGUGGUGACCGAGGUGGCGGAAGUGGUGGAAGAGGUGGUCGUGCUCUCCCUCAAUUUCGCAACCUACUGACAGUUUUCUCAUCCAAACGUGAAAAGGGAAGACUUCAAACAUGA
Molecule: messenger RNA, 477 nt
Organism: Impatiens glandulifera
Lineage: Eukaryota; Viridiplantae; Streptophyta; Magnoliopsida; Ericales; Balsaminaceae
Product: probable H/ACA ribonucleoprotein complex subunit 1
Exons: 2
Coding region: 1-477 (158 amino acids)
Source: RefSeq, a predicted model, not a curated record